AUGGCUUUACUACCAACAGAAAAAUAUAUGAAUAUAAGAAACCUGUUAACAAAUUUUAUUAUUGACACAAUUAUUAAUGAUGGCUUUAUGGAAUAUAUUUUAUCAUGUCGAAAGCAAUGUCGAGAUAUAAACCGACGUUACCGUCCAAUAUCAUUACGUGAAUCAGAGAAUUAUCUACGAAACCAUCAACUUCCAUUACUGUUGACUGGUAGUUUUGCUGAAGGAUUAAAUAUACCAUCGUUGUUCAGUGAUAAAUGUACCAUGGACAUAUCUGAUUGUGAUAUUAUCUAUACAAUACCAUUAUUGACAUGCAAUAUGUCAGCUACUAAUCGUAAAACCGCAGUAUUUCUAAUUAAUACUCAACAUACACAUAGUGGAUAUUUGAAUUUAAUUCUUGAUACAAAUUCAAGAAAUAUUAAAUCAAUACCCUAUGAAUAUGUAUCAGAUUUGAACUUAAUUGCAUAUAAAUGUGCGGAUGAAAUUGUGGAAAAUCAAACAACAGAACGACAUGGACCAGCACAACAAAUUGAUAGUGAAUAUAGAGCAUCGGGAUUAAAUGUAAUAUAUUCAAAGGAUUUUGUUGUUGCUUUACAAUGUCUAUCAUGGCCAGCUCCAGAAUGGAUUGAACGGCAACGAUCCGAUCUAUGGCCAAAGUCAUCUACUAUAAAAAUAAUUGUUCAACAAGGUUGUCAUGUAGUACCAGUGUUUCAUGCUAAAAGUAAUCAACCAGAUAUUGAAUGGCGAUAUUCAUUUUCCUAUGCUGAAUUAAUAUUAGCAGAAGAGAUACCUUACUAUACACGUAAAACUUAUUUGAUAUUUAAACUAUUGUGUAAAAAAUAUUUAAAUCCAUAUUUUCCAUUAAAAACCUAUUAUUUAAAAACAAUAUUAUUCUGGUGUUGUGAAGAAUAUCCAGCCAUAUUUCUAGAGAAUAAUAAUGAUCUAUUAGUCGUUAAAAUUCAAUUUAUUGCUACUAAAUUAGAUAAACUCAUGGAGCGGUUAUCAAAAUCAAUUGAGAAACAAGAAUUACCAAAUUAUUUUAUUCGAACAAAUAAUAUGUUUGAUUGUUGUAUCGAUUCACAUACAGCAUCAAUAAUCGAAAAAAUACAAUAUUUAAGACAAAAUU
Messenger RNA from Didymodactylos carnosus, 1123 nucleotides. NCBI's taxonomy places the organism in Eukaryota, Metazoa, Rotifera, Eurotatoria, Philodinida, Philodinidae. The record is from the annotation of a GenBank genome assembly.